Lachnellula hyalina is the source of this 1215-nucleotide messenger RNA. Its product is annotated as putative acid phosphatase. Lineage: Eukaryota; Fungi; Ascomycota; Leotiomycetes; Helotiales; Lachnaceae. The transcript is spliced from 5 exons. Gene Ontology annotation, biological process: phospholipid catabolic process. The coding region runs from base 1 to 1215 and encodes 404 amino acids. Gene Ontology annotation, molecular function: hydrolase activity, acting on ester bonds. The record is from RefSeq and is a predicted model, not a curated record.
AUGUCCUUUAUAAUGCGUUUUCUCGCUGCCGCCUCCUUAGCGGGUGCGGCCAUUGCAGCCCCAGCUUCCCCAACCGCAACAGACACUGCCGAUGUCUAUGCUGCUCAGGCCACGGCUCGCACUUCAAGUCCAACCAGCCAUGUCAAAGGCAAAGCGUUUGACAGAUAUGUCUCUAUUUGGUUUGAGAAUACCGACUUUGAUAUGGCGGCUGCUGAUCCCAAUUUUCAAUUCUUUGCCGAGAAGGGUAUCACGUUAACCAACAACCUUGCUCUUACUCACCCAUCUGAGCCAAAUUAUAUGGCCGCUGUUGGCGGUGAUUAUUUCGGUCUCGACGGUGAUCCAUUUAUCCAGGUUCCUCAAAAUGUUUCCUCUGUCGUUGAUCUGCUCGAGGAUAAGGGCAUCUCCUGGAGUCUGUACCAGGAAGAUAUGCCAUACACUGGAUUUGAGGGGUUCGCUUGGGUCAACCAACAGAAUGGUGCCAAUGACUACGUUCGAAAGCACAACCCCGAGAUUCUCUAUAACUCUGUGGUCACCAAUUCCGACAGACUUUCCAACAUCAAGAACACCACCCUUUUCUAUGAAGAUCUCAAGGCCAACAAGCUCCCUCAGUGGAUGUUCAUCACUCCUAAUAUGACUAGUGACGGCCACGAUACUUCCGUCACUGUUGCUGGCCAGUGGCUCCGCACCUUCCUGGAGCCCCUUCUAGACGACAAGAACUUCAUGCAAAACACCAUGGUUCUGAUCACUUUCGACGAGAACGAGACUUAUACCAUCCAAAACCGCGUGUUCAGCGUUCUCCUCGGCGAUGCCGUGCCCCAGGAGCUUGUCGGAACCACCGACUCCAACUACUACAACCACUACUCUGAAAUUUCUACAGUCGAGGCUAAUUGGGGUCUCUACACCCUCGGACGUUGGGACGUAGGUGCCAACGUCUUCUCCAAUGUCGCUGCACACACUGGUGAUAGAGUCCGAUGCUGGGACGCCCAGCCAGAUUUGGAGCACCGUUAUUUCAACUACUCGUAUAGCGGUAUUUUCAACUCGAAGAGUUUCGCUGUGCAACCGGUUCCAGACGUGCACUCGAACCGUAAUUUCCGCACCACUUUCCCUGCUAUCAAGAAGCAAUGGGAGAAGUAUCAACAGUACAACUAUUACCAUGGCCAACUUGAAAUCCCUGACGGAUACAACCCACCUGCCGUCAUCAACUACUCUACUUAA